Messenger RNA from Danio aesculapii, 5012 nucleotides. Its product is annotated as PPP2R1A-PPP2R2A-interacting phosphatase regulator 1. The record is from RefSeq and is a predicted model, not a curated record. The coding region runs from base 802 to 1455 and encodes 217 amino acids. The transcript is spliced from 9 exons. NCBI's taxonomy places the organism in Eukaryota, Metazoa, Chordata, Actinopteri, Cypriniformes, Danionidae.
UGUUGGACAAGUAGAUGCACAUUCUCCGUUUGGUUGCGGGAAAUAUGUUUUAUUUUCUAAAUUAAGAAAUGACCGGAAAACUUUUAAUGUACCCCGUGUUUCAGACUGUACCAGGAGACACUUUCAGAUGAGGAUGCUUUCACCGACGAAGCCGGCGAUCACCUACUUGAUCGGGAUUGUGUUAUGCCAUUUUUCCGACUGCUUUACAAACUAGCAGGUAAACUUGAAAAAAUAAGCCGUGGCAGAAAGCUUCACCUUUACCGCGACAUUUGACCGAAAAGCCCUGACAGUGUAUUUUCUGACCACUUUGGUCGUUGUUAAUUCGCUGUUUGUGAUUUUUGGUGUUUUAUUUGCUCCGUUUGGAUAAGUUGGACCGGAUUAAAAAGCCAAAGGACCUUGUCGAGUAAGUGGCUGUUCAUUGGAAACAGUGCUGAAUAUCCCUCAUUUGUGGCCUGAAUAUGAAUAACCUCUCUAAUGCACAGAUAUAACGGUGUUUACUUGACGAAAUCAACCUGAGGAGUUCAUACUAAGUUUGUGCGCGAACACAUAAAGCGGCUGAAGCGCUGAAUCUCACAGCUGUUCAUUUAAACAACUGUAUCAAGCGGACAGGAUUUUACCUAAAAAUCUAACGAAAUGCGAUAGACGCGAGAAAGCAGUCCUCUCGGUUACAUUGGAUCGGGUGUUUUGGCGUGAGGCCUGCUGGUCGGGCUUUUGCCGGGUGAUAUUUGGGGCUAAGGCCGCGUCAGGGCGCGUGGAGCCCGGCCGAGAGUGACGCGCAGUCUCGGUGUCAGAGGACGAGCUAUGGAGAGGAUGGAGGUGGACCAGUGCGCAGGCGCAGGAGGAGCCCUCCGAAGGUCGAACAGCGCCCCGAUGAUCACGAACGUCAGUGAUGGAACGACAGUAUUCAGCUCCACUAGUUCAGCUCGGUAUCGCCGGAGCAGUGUGUCCAUAAACCCUAGCUGUCCAUCCCGGACCCUCCCUCUGUCCCCGUUCUCUCUGUCAUGUGAGAGAUCUGAACACAAGAGACCGAUUGAGAAUAUGGAGCUGACUUUAAGAGGGAGUUUACAGAGAUUAAGUGCCUCAUCCGCUGUUCCUCUCCCUCCUGCGAGUCACUGGCAUGAUCAUCUGUCUCCAGGAUUUCAUUCUCAAGACAGCGGCGUCACCCCUAAUUCCUCACCCAGCCCGACUCGAAGGUUUCGAGGAGGAUCUGUAAGCUCUGGAGUGAGAUGGCCAUCAGCUGCACCUUUGAAAAGGAAAGGUGGAGUGGAAUCAGACGGUCCUCCCAAAAAGCUCUUUGUCGCUGGAGUCACAGACCCUGCUCACAUAACCAGUUACACAGUCAGUGUUUCCCAGUCAGUGGACUCAUCCUCUGGGACGCCUCCUGCCAGCUCAAACACCCAGGCCCUGUCCCUCUCCCCUCCGCCCCCGUUCACCUCGCACCAUCCCAGCAUCUGAACCCAAGUGUUCAUCACACCACAGUCCAGGUGUUGUAAAAUGAAGACCAAACUUAUCCCUGUUUUCCUGCUUUUUUUGUCAUUGUUGUUGUUCAUUUGGUGCUUUGAUGAGAGUCUCUUAGCUCAAUCACUUCUGAAGGAAAGUCCUCGUAACUGACUUUGAUUUCUUCGAAAGUCAAAAUGCAACGUUAGGAUGAUUAAAUCUUGACGUAUCUGACUACACGGACGCUGAAAACGAUCAUGUAAUUUAUAGUUCUGGAUCUUCGGUGCCUACAGAGUAGUGUGCUGUACAUCUAAAAGAGUAUCUGCAAUGACAGCGUUCAGGUUACUGCUGCAACCUGGCCAAUCUUGACUCAAAGAGCCUUUUUCCUCAGUGAAGACCAGUUUUGCUCUUCUUUGCUUUCCUCAAGUUGUGGCAGAACACGUUUUUUGUAUUUUUGGUACAUCUUCAGCUUCCAUUAACAGGGUCCAUCGGUCAUGCGGAACUGAAAACAAAAAGGACUAAAGCUAGAGAGUAUUAAAUGAGUUGACCGCAGAAGUCAAUGUUUUGUGUAAAUGUGUAUAAAUAUGUGAAUAAUCAAUUAUUUUAGCUAUUAAUUCUUUGUUUCUCUCUUGCGUUUACCUCCUGAGGGUCUGAUAUCUGUAAAUAAGUUUAUUUUUCCACUCAGAUUUGAGCUCAAACUCUUUAAGUUGGAACUAUCUUCUUUAAAUCGCCGGAAAUGAUACCAGCACAUUCAGGCAACUCUCAUCCACGUUUUAAUUGCUUUAUUAUAAUAAGUACUGUAAAAACUAGACAACAACAAAAACUAUCGCGUCUUGAAUCCAGUGUUGGCGAAAACUCAAAGCACUUUUAGUGAAAAGUCCACUUCCAAAACUGACCUAGAGACUGAGAAUGUAUCCUGUCUGAGGCUUAGAUGUGUUAUCUAGUACCAUAACAGUGUCAAAUCAGUCAAAAUGUUUUGUCCUCAAUUCCUAAAUGAUGAUCGUUCGCUGUUAAGUUACAUACUCAGACACGUCCAUGAUGCAGGUGACUGUUUUUUUCUUUAGUAGAUAAUUUAAGAUUUUUAACUGCAACUGCGGUCCUUUGUGAUUCAUGAAACUGAAGCCAAUGGCUAUCAGCACUUCGAGAGUCGAAAACACUCAAGAGGCAAAGAAAAUGAACACUGAAGAUACAUUGAAGCCUUGUUUACAGAGGCAGAAGACCCGAAAGCAUCUUCAGGAACCUCUGGUAUUAAUUAUGUUUUGCCUGUCUGUGCUUCUCUAACUCUCAAAGUGCUGAAAGCCACUGACUUCAUUUUUUUGUAUCACAAAUAACCAUAAACAUAGAUAAAAAUCUUACAUUUUCUACAAAAAAAGUCUCUUGCAUCUUAGACAGCCUGAGUAUCAGUAAAUAAAUAAUUUAGGAGAAUUAUUACUUUAAAGGAUUGCAUUACCUUAGGAAAUUGCCAUCAUUUACUCACUCUAAUGAAAUAGUUCCACACAAUUCAUUCAUGUCGUCCCAACACAAGUCGUUUAAGUUAACUUAACACUUUUAACAAAUUUAUGUGGACUGAACAUAAAAAAUUAAGUUGUCCCAAUGAAAUCUGAAGAAUUGUGUUGUUUCAGCUCAUUUUAAUUAAGUAGUUUGAACAAGUAAAAAAAAAAUAUUAGUUUGAGUGUCCUUUAUAACACAACUAAGGAGAUUUCCAUCCUCACCACUGAAACUGAUGCUUCAAAAGAGGUUGAAAAAUAAAUCUAUAAGAAAUGAGGGAUCGUGUCUCUACAGAAGACUUGGAUAACAGUUUUUGUUUGAUAUGGAUUUAUUUUUUGAUCUCUCUAUAAACGUUUUGGAGCCGCAGAGAAGAAGACUAAAAAUAGCGAAAGAUUUAUUUUCAGAUUUCAUUCAAAUAUCUUACUUUGUGUAACAAAAACAAACAAAAGGGUUUGAACAACAAUUGUACUGAUAUGAGUGAUAGUUCACCCUAAAGUGAACAUUUCCUCAACAUUUCCGCACACUUAAGUGGUUCUAAACUGUUUCUUGUAUUUCUUCAGUUGAACAUAAUACAAGAUAUUCUGAACAAUGUUGAGAAAAAGCAGCCUUUGACAUCAAAAAAUACUAUGGAUGUCAUUGGCAAUUUUUUCCAACGUUCCUCAAUCUUUCUUUGUGUUCAACAGACGAAAGAAACUCAAACAGGUUUGCAACGAAUGGAGCACGAGUAUAAAUGAUGGCAGAACUUUGGGUGAACUAUCCCUUAAAGUUGUGAAUUAUGUACAGAAAACAAAGACUUUAAACUUAUACAAUCACCGUUUUAGCAGAUUUUAUCCUCUUCCUCUUGUACUAUUUGCACAGUGUUAGAUAUCAAUGUUGCUGUUACAUGAAUGGGAUCAUAUUUACUUUAUUUUUAACUCAUCUUCGUAUGUUUGAGUCCUUUCAGUUGGGAAAUGUUGACAUCUUUUUUGAAGUCGAGACUUUUUAAAGUCUGCAAUAUAAGAUGGGUUAUUUUAAUGUACAAGCCUCAGAUGCACCACUUCAGGCUUUAAUUCUGAGGUUUAAGCUGGAUGGAUUUUAUUAGGCCUGAUAAAUUAUUGUAUUAUCCCCAAAAUAGAGAAAAUGUUAAUAAAAUGACAUGCUGCAGUUAAUUGAACUGGAAGCCCUUUGUAAUAACAUCUCCACGAUACUUCACAGCAUUAUGCAAAUAACAUUGAGCGCUGCAUCUGUUAUGUUAUUUAUGAAUGCGCUCUGUUAGCAGUAUCUUUACAGAUAUCACGGUAAAGAUCCUCAAGUCCCAAAGUCAUUAUUUUAUCAACCGCAGCAGCUCGUCUGCAUCUAAAGCUGUGCACGGGACAUUUAAAGCCCUUUCUCUGUUUCCAUAUUCAUAUAUCAAUAGGAGUGCGGCUUGUUCUUCGAUAUGACGCCAUUGCCUUUUCCUUGUAGUUUCUCAUUCAGUGAAGACGAUGCCUUACAGGUUUUGAGUCUUGAAGUUUGAAUUCCAAAGUUACUUGCACUGUUUCCAGUUGAGGUCCUUGAGAUUUCAAAGAUUGAAAACCAAUGUUCAUGGCUCUUUAAAAGUGAUGUGCAAUAUGCAUUAAAGUUGCUGGAAUUGGUGUUUGUCACAUUCACUGGGAUAAUCAGUUGUGUGUGCUUAUCAAGAACCCAAACAGAAGACUUGAGAGCAGUUUGUUCUAAAUCAGUUGUAUAAUCAGCUAUUUUUAUUCAUGUUUUCCUACAUUAUGUACCAUAUUUCUUUGUUUAGAUUUGCCAUACACUUCCUGUAAGAUCUGUGCAUCAGAGAUGUCUUCUGAGCACUGUUAAUAAAUGGAUUGUGAGCGCACGGUAAAUCAUUGUAAAUGCCAAAGCCGACAGACUCUGUUCAAGUUGUAAAUAUAUUGUGAAAGCCAGAAAAAUUCAAGUGAAAGAUGGAUUAUUUUUUUGACGCGUUGGUAGCAAAAGUACAUUUAUUACCCCGAGAUGAAUGGCCAAUUAUCAGAGAAGGAAUAUCAUUUAGCAUAAAAUGAAAUGUAUAUUAUACCAUAUAUUCUUAUUAUGAAGAAGAUCAUAAUAAAAACUCAUUUUACUGA